CCUUUCCAACACGUCAAACGUAGGUGCUCCUACCAGAUAUAAACGAAAACAUUAUCUUGAUUUAGUCAGUACGACUGCUUCAGUAACUGGAAACAUGCUAAUCAAGUCUCUGUUGAUAAUCGUGUUAGCAACUUUAGCGUUUUCUGCGGAUCAUGGUACUUUCAAGGACUGUGCCAGAGUAGACUUUUGCACUAACUUGAGGACUCGAACACCCUCUGAUGACUAUUCAGUUGAUUCAGGAAGCGUCUCAGCAUCCACUGAUUCAAACACCUUAACGGCAACCCUAAAAUCCAACAAUGGAGGCUCAGACUUAACGCUUACUCUAUCAGGGCUUCAACAAAACACCUUCAGAGUCAAAAUCGCGGAAGUUGAUUCAACGAGAUACGAGCUUCAGGAUGUUCUUGACGGGGAACCCGAAGGCCUCAAUUUCGAUGACGUCCAAAUCGGAGACGACUCAGUAACUGUAACCACAGCCUCUGGCUCAAACUCCGCUACGGUCACAUUUUCACCUUUCAAUAUUGAGUUUGGCAAAGAUGGAGCCACAGAAGUGGUUUUUAACGGAGAUCGUCUGACUGUAGCAAACAACGACGUCACCGCUCCGUUCAGUUUCGGAAUUACUUUCCCUGAAGGACUACAACUCUACGGAAUUCACGAGCACUGCGACAGUCUUGCUUUACAAAAUACCGGACCUGGCGGUACCGAUCCGUACCGUUUCAAGAAUUCAGAUGUGGCUUUCUAUGAACUGAACUCGCCGAUGGCACUGUAUGGAGCGGUUCCUGUUCUCUAUGGACACGGGCCUACAGCGACUGCUGGAGUCUUUUUGCAUAACGCCGCAGAACAAUGGAUUGAAACAACGAGUAAUAACGAAGAUGGCGGAAGUCAAGCGUACUUCAUGGCGGAAAUUGGUACUUUGGACGUUUUCGUUUUACUAGGGCCUAAUCCGAUCGAAGUCGUACGACAAUACACGAAGUUGACCGGUACCGCGCAUUUGCCGCAACUGUGGACUUUAGGGUACCACCAGUCGCGAUAUAGUUAUGAAACCCAGGAUGAUGCCAAAGACGUGGUUUCUAAUUUUGAUAGCAACAAUUUCCAGUUGGACGCUCUUUGGCUAGAUAUUGAUUAUACUGAUGCGUAUAAGUACUUUACGUGGAACCCGAGUACGUACAGUGAUCCGGUGGGUUUGCAGGACACCUUAGCUAGUACUAACAAGAAGUUGGUGACUAUUAUUGAUCCUCAUAUUAAAGUUGAAGCAGGAUAUAGUGUGUAUGAUGGGGCUUUGGCAAAUGAUCUCUUCGUAAAAAACGCAGAUGGGUCUGUGUUUGAAGGACCAUGUUGGCCGGGUACUAGCAGCUACAUGGACUUUUUAAAUCCAGCGGCUAGGGAGUACUAUGGUAGCAUGUAUUCGUACGACAACUUCCCGGGUUCCACACCCACUCUCGCUGGUACUUGGAAUGACAUGAACGAGCCAUCAGUUUUCGAUAAUUCACUCGAAAUGACACUACCUGCUGAUGGUCUUCAUAUUGGUAACGUCAGACACAGAGAAAUCCACAACAUAUACGGUUUCCUACACACGAUGGCCACCCAUCAAGGUCUCCUAGCCCGUGACAAUGGCGAACGACGACCUUUCGUUCUCACCAGGUCACAUUUUGCCGGUUCCCAAAGGUACACUGCUUUCUGGACCGGGGACAAUCAAGCCGAUUGGACGUACCUUCAUGCCGCCGUUCAAGAAUGUUUAAAUGCAAAUAUCUUAGGUCUCGUAUUUUGUGGUGCCGACGUUGGUGGCUUCUUCAACAACCCCACCAACGAAUUAAUGGAAAGGUGGUACCAAGCUGGUGCUUGGCUCCCAUUCUACAGAGCUCAUUCCAACAAAGACACCAACAGACGUGAACCGUAUCUGCUACCUGAAGAUUCGCAAGCCAUCAUACGAGAAGCAAUUCAGACAAGGUACAAGCAUCUGCCAGUUUGGUACACUCUGUUCUAUGAACACACGCGUACCGGCGAUCCGAUUAUUAGACCCUUGUUCUAUCAAUACCCUGAGGAAACUGAUGCGUAUCAUGUUGAUGGUCAGAUUUUAGUUGGUACUGAUAUUUUGGUACGUGCAGUGUAUGACUAUUCUGGUGCUACAGAUCUAGAUGUGUAUUUCCCCGGUGGUGAAAAUGAAGUAUGGAUCUCCAGUACCAGUGACGAUGUUCGAGCGGGAACUGGUCAAAUUAAUGUUCCUGUUGCUAGAGAAAAUUCGCCGACAUACUACAGAAGAGGUGCUGUAAUUGUACGAAAGGAUACAGUGAGACCAAAUACGGUUGAGAUGACGGACGAUUCUCACACUCUCUACUACACCGUGAAUGAAGAUAAUACUGCUCAUGGUACUGUCUAUCUCGAUGAUGGUGUUAGUUUCAAAUACCGAGACGACUCUGAUUUCAAAUAUAUAAGUAUUGAUGUUGAUGGCGACAACGUUUCUUUCACAACAAUCGAUGGAAACGGUGACUACGAGUUUGUGGUGGACAAGAUUGUACGCCGAGAUAUUGCAAACUUUCCCAAGGGUGGCAAAUCUGGAUCUUACAAAGAAACUGUCAUCACUAGAGAUGCUAAUGGAGAUCUUCUAAAAAAUAUUAAAAUUGGUUCGACAAAAAAUCUGAUCGUAAAAUUAAAGUAGAAAUCAAUUGUUUCCACUGUGUAGUAUAAAUUGUCAUUUCCGAUACUGUUACCGAAAUAAAUAUAUCUGAGAUUAACAGAA
Molecule: messenger RNA, 2734 nt
Organism: Zophobas morio
Lineage: Eukaryota; Metazoa; Arthropoda; Insecta; Coleoptera; Tenebrionidae
Product: neutral alpha-glucosidase C-like
Exons: 11
Coding region: 95-2653 (852 amino acids)
Biological process (GO): N-glycan processing; carbohydrate metabolic process
Molecular function (GO): alpha-glucosidase activity; carbohydrate binding
Source: RefSeq, a predicted model, not a curated record